UUCUUUACUACUUCGAGUUUUCUCCCCAUCGACAUAACACCAAACCUUUUUUCUUUUUAUUAUUAUUAUUAUUAUUUUCAUUUUCAAAUUCAAGUGUAAUGUAUAUAUAACUCCUUCCUCGUAUGAUACGGCAUCCAGUUCCACCGCCGCAUGCUACCACCCUGUCUGCUGCCGGAACUCACCUUUCCUUCCUCCUACACGUUCUGUUAAGGAUAUUUUUGUUCGGGGAUUUGAAUAUGAGAGGGAGGCAGAGGGAACAAAACCACACCCCGUAUAAACGUGCUUCUUCCAGAGAUCGUUUGAACGCCCAGGAUAAAGAAGAUGGUUUAGGAGGAAACCCAGGUCAUGUGCAAAUUGAUAUUGGAAAAGGAUCUGGAAAUCCCCCUUGGAUUCGUUCAUUGCCACAUGUCAUCGUGGCAGCUCUUUCUUCGUUCUUAUUUGGCUAUCAUCUAGGGGUGGUUAAUGACACACUAGAAACCAUUUCUGUGGACCUCAACUUUCAUGGGGAUACAAUGGCUGAAGGUUUGGUGGUAAGUACAUGUUUAGGAGGCGCUUUUCUUGGGUCUACAGUCAGUGGCUGGAUCGCUGAUGGGAUUGGACGUCGGCGGUCAUUCCAGUUGUGUGCCAUACCACUAAUUAUUGGUGCUUCUUUGAGUGCCACGGCAGAUGGUCUUGGAUCUAUGCUAUUUGGAAGGUUUCUUGUUGGAGCCGCAAUGGGUGUUAGCCCUCCUGUUGCAGCUCUGUACAUUACGGAGGUUUCGCCAGCUUUUGUACGAGGCACUUAUGGGAGCUUUACUCAGAUUGCAACAUGUCUUGGACUAAUAGCUUCAUUCUUCAUUGGGAUCCCGGCAAAGGAUGUCCCUCGUUGGUGGCGUGUAUGCUUUUGGGUAUCUACUGUCCCAGCAGCAUUGCUUGCUCUUCUGAUGGAGUUUUGUGCUGAAAGUCCUCAUUGGCUGUUGAAGAGAGGAAGAAGUGCUGAAGCUGAAGCAGAGUUUGCGAAGCUUCUAGGAGCAUUACACGUAAAAGCUUCUAUGUCAGAAUUAUCGAAGACAGACAGAGGGGAUGAGGUAGAUGGAGUAAAGCUAUCUGAGCUGUUCUAUGGACGGCAUUUCAGAGUGGUUUUCAUUGGGUCUGCUCUGCUUGCCCUGCAACAAUUAUCUGGAAUAAAUGCCGUCUUCUAUUUCUCUUCAACGGUAUUCAGGAGUGCCGGAGUACCUUCAGAUAUUGCAAAUAUGUCUGUUGGGGUAGUGAACUUAUCAGGCUCAAUUGUUGCUAUGAUUUUGAUGGAUAAACUGGGGAGGAGGGGUCUUCUUCUUGGAAGUUUCAUGGGCAUGGCAUUGUCAAUGGCCAUGCAAGCAGCUGCAGGAAGUUCCUCUGUAGCGGGGUCUUUAGUCGUGUACCUCUCUGUUGGUGGUGUGCUAUUGUUUGUCUUAUCAUUCGCCAUGGGCGUGGGGCCAGUACCUGGGCUUCUCUUAUCAGAAAUAUUUCCAGGCCGAAUUAGAGCGAAGGCAAUGGCUAUCUGCAUGGCUGUACAUUGGGUUAUAAAUUUCUUUGUUGGUUUGCUAUUUUUGCGGAUGUUGGAGCAACUUGGGCCACUGAUUUUGUACACAGUUUUCGCAAGCUUUUGCUUGGUGGGAUUUUUCUUUGUCAGGAACAAUGUGGUGGAAACUAAAGGAAAAAGUUUGCAAGAGAUUGAGCUGGCACUCCUUCCAGCUCAGCUUAGUUAAUGGUCCAUACAUUCUUGGGUAGUAUCAUGUAGCUGUGGAAUUGUGUUUUUCUCCCGGAUUCAGCCCAUAGCCUUUUAGAGAGAGAUUAUCAGUGGAAAGUAUCUUUGAGGAACAUGCUUGAGGAGGGGCGCUUUGAGAGGAUUUAAGUUUAUCCGCUGGUUUUAUACUUUUAUAUGUAGUUGUUGACGUUGAGCUUGUUGAGGCUUCUAAUCAGUGGCUUAAAGGAACACUGCUCCAAGUUUUAGCUAACAAUUUAUAAAGGUUUGUUCUAGCGGAUAAUUAUUUGAUAGGUCAUUUUGAAUUUUGGUCUGUAUAUAACAGGGGAAAGUUCACGAUAAAACCACAUUAUUGGCUACUCAAGUACUUAUUAAUACAUUGAGACUUGAGAGGCUAUUUAAGUAUUACGAGUAAUUUUUUUCUUUUAGACCAUCAAUUUAUCGAAAUCGACUUAUAAGUCAAA
Erigeron canadensis is the source of this 2187-nucleotide messenger RNA. Its product is annotated as probable plastidic glucose transporter 3. Gene Ontology annotation, biological process: monosaccharide transmembrane transport. Gene Ontology annotation, cellular component: membrane. The record is from RefSeq and is a predicted model, not a curated record. The transcript is spliced from 16 exons. Gene Ontology annotation, molecular function: hexose transmembrane transporter activity. The coding region runs from base 123 to 1727 and encodes 534 amino acids. Lineage: Eukaryota; Viridiplantae; Streptophyta; Magnoliopsida; Asterales; Asteraceae.